GUAAGCUUUCUGCAGGGGCAGAACAUGAUGACGGAGUCUGUGUGGACGAAGUGGUUCGUGGAUUAGGAAGAGGGGUAACGGAUGGAGACAAAACCAGGGGAGGUAGGAGUAGUGAAGACAAGGGUGGUAGAGUAGUCGGAAGGUGGGUAACAAACGACGAUAAAACCAUGGGAAAUAAAGGCGGUGAAGACGGGGGGGUCGAAGUCAACGGUGGUGAAGUGGCUGAAGCAAAGACAAGGGGGGCAAUCGUAGGUGAGACCCUAAGAGGGGACUCUGCAGGUGGUAAUGCAGGCAUGGUCACGGAUGCCAUGGAGGAACGCAUCGAGACCAAAGGCGACACAACAGCUGCGAUGGUCACAGAUGCCAUGGAGGAACACACCGAGACCAAGGGUGACACAACAGCUGUGGUGGCCACGGAUGCCAUGGAGGAACACACCGGGACCAGGGGCGACACAACAGUUGCAGGUCAAGUUGCUCCCGUGGAAUCAAUCGUAGAAGCAACCAAGGCCAAUAAGGAAGAGGCUGCGAACCGAAAAGGGCCAGCAAGGGUCACAAACGACAUGGAAGGGGUUACUAAGAUUGAUGAGGACGCAGGCGCGGCAGAUGCAGGUAAUGAAAAAGAGGCCGUGAUAGGUGUGACAAACGCCGAUGAUGAAGAAGGGGCUGCGACAGGCGUAGUCUGAGGACAGUGUGUGGAUCCCGAGAAAGCGCGUGAUGAAUAGACCAUCG
Molecule: messenger RNA, 729 nt
Organism: Chara braunii
Lineage: Eukaryota; Viridiplantae; Streptophyta; Charophyceae; Charales; Characeae
Source: the annotation of a GenBank genome assembly